GAAAGCAUAGUGCGGAAAUGCAGAUGCAGGUGUUUCCCUCUGAACUCUCAUUCCCAUUUUCACUUCCAUGCGUUCAAUCUGUCAGUCCUCUCCUCCUCGUUCAGCUGCCACCAUAAACACCCUCCUCAAGGCCUGCAAGAGCAUUCAACACCUCCAGCAAGUCCACGCCUGCAUCAUCCACCGAGGCCUCGAGCAAGACCACUUCCUCAUUUCCCUCUUCAUUUCCCACACCCUCUCCUCUCCCUCCUACUCCUCCUCCGUCUUCCGCCGCGUCCUCGCCCCCUCCACCUUCCUCUGGAAUACCCUCAUCAAAUCCCACUGCCAAAACACCCUCUUUUCCCACACCCUCUCCGCCUUCGCCACCAUGAAGGCGCACGGGGCCCUUCCCGAUUCCUACACCUACCCUUUUGUCAUCAAGGCCUGCUCCGCCAUGUGCAGGCCCCGCCAAGGUAAAUCGCUUCAUGGCUCCGCUUUCCGGUGCGGCUUGGACCAGGAUAUCUACGUGGGCACCAGCUUGAUCGACAUGUAUGGGAAGUGUGGGGAGAUUGGUGAUGCUCGCAAGGUAUUUGAUGGAAUGUCUAAGAAAAAUGUGGUUUCUUGGACUGCUAUGGUUGUCGGGUAUGUCGCUGUUGGGGACGUUGUGGAGGCCAAGAAGCUGUUUGAUGAAAUGCCGCAGAGAAAUGUGGCUUCUUGGAACGCGAUGAUGCAGGGUUUGGUGAAGGUGGGGGAUUUGGGUGGGGCUAGAGGCGUGUUUGAUUCUAUGCCUGAGAGGAAUGUUGUUUCUUUCACCACCAUGAUUGAUGGGUAUGCCAAGGCGGGGGACAUGGCGGCCUCCAGGUUUUUGUUUGAACGUGCUCCGGAGAAGGAUGUUGUUGCUUGGUCUGCUUUGAUAUCGGGUUAUGUCCAGAAUGGUCAGCCUAAUCAGGCGUUGAGAGUGUUUCUCGAGAUGGAAUCAAUGAAUGUGAAGCCUGAUGAGUUCAUAUUGGUUAGCUUGAUGUCGGCUUCGGCGCAGUUGGGUCAUUUGGAACUGGCUCAGUGGGUUGAUUCUUAUGUAAGCAAGAGCAAUCAGGAUCAUGUGAUUGCAGCGCUUUUGGAUAUGAAUGCAAAGUGUGGAAACAUGGAAAGGGCGUUGAGAUUGUUUCAGGAAAAGCCUAAACAUGAUCUAGUCUUGUAUUGUUCGAUGAUACAGGGGUUAUCGAUUCAUGGGCGUGGAGAAGAGGCUGUGAAUUUGUUUAACAGGAUGCUGAUGGAAGGGCUAACUCCGGAUGAGGUGGCCUUCACAGUGAUCCUCGCGGCUUGUAGUCAUGCUGGUCUUGUUGAUGAGGGCAAGAACUACUUUCAGUCAAUGAAGCAAAAAUACUGCAUUAGUCCUUCACCUGAUCACUAUGCGUGUAUGGUUGAUCUUCUAGGCCGGUCAGGGCACAUAAGGGAUGCUUAUGAACUUAUAAAAUCAAUGCCUGGGGAGCCUCAUGCUGGUGCCUGGGGUGCACUUCUUGGGGCAUGUAAACUAUAUGGUGAUUCGGAGUUGGGAGAGAUUGUUGCGAAUCGGCUUUUUGAGCUGGAGCCUCAAAAUGCCGCUAACUAUGUGCUGUUGUCUGACAUCUAUGCAGCCGCAGAGCGGUGGAUAGAUGUUGCGCUUGUGAGAAGUAAGAUGAGAGAAAAGAGAGUGCGGAAGAUACCUGGUUGCAGUAAAAUUUAGUCCAGGGAUGAGUUGUUUAGGUAUUUUGAGCUUUCACAAUUCCAUGUAUGAAGUUAUGAAUUGGAUAAUUUGGUUGCAGAACAUGGAAAGUGAAGCGAAUUGGUUUUGUUGGUCUGUACUCUGGAAGCAUAGCAGAUGCACCAUGGUUGUUAAAUUGUAAAUGGAGUUGACAGGAUUAAAGUUUACUCCAGUUUUCACCUAUAUACUGUGAUGUAUCUGCCAAGCUUUGGGUCUUAAUUUUGCUAUACGGGUGUUUAUAAAGCAACUUCUUUGCUGCUCUGGAUUUUUGUACGUGCCUAAACAAACAUGUCGCAAUGCAAUUCUGACUGAAGGGAUUAUCAAGGGCAGAUUUAAGCUACAGUCGUCUGCAUGGUUGUAAAAGGGAUUUUGUCAAGUCUUGGGUGUAAAUUGUAGUAGUCUGCAAAGCAGAAAACUACUUUAUCAUUGAUUUGGCUGAAAUCUGUGGCAUAAAACUCUGAAAUUUUUGUUGUCAGGUUGCCACAUUUUUUUUAACCAUCCAAAGGCCACAAUUUAUUUAUUAUUUAUGAAGAUGCUAUUAUUUUUGGAAA
Messenger RNA from Cajanus cajan (pigeon pea), 2268 nucleotides. The record is from RefSeq and is a predicted model, not a curated record. Lineage: Eukaryota; Viridiplantae; Streptophyta; Magnoliopsida; Fabales; Fabaceae.